AUGGCUGAAGAAGCAGGCAGCUCCCCAAGGCCGGCUCGGCCGUCAAUCGCCGCUGCAAUGCGGAGAAGCUCCUACCUGCAGGACCAUCAGCAGUACCGCCCGCCGCACAAGCCCGAGAACCACUUCGGGAUCGACACCGUGGUUGAGGACCUCCAGACCACCUCUGUCUCGCCGCGUCAAAUCACUCACUACAAGGAAUUCAAGGGCAUACCCUCCCAGGAGAACCCUCCGAAGAUUGUCGAAAGCGGCGUGAACCACGAGCUGUCGCACCCCGACUGCACGCCGCGGCCAGGUGCCCACACCAACAGACUCGUUGCAACCCUCUUCUACAAGAUGACGGCUCCGAGAGUGUCGAAUGCGGUCCCUUCCCCGAGACAGGCUUCUUCCCCGCGGGAGAGCCGGUUCCCUUCCCUCCACGCAACCAACCCCGAUAUCCCUCCGACCAUGGCCCCGAGCAGCAGCCUCGAUACCUUCCCGCUCGAGCCUCCCGCUACCGAGCCUGAGCCGCUCGACCAUGUGUACGGCUCAUACGUGUCGCCCAUGUGCAUCACCUCCUUCCUCCACCUCAUGUCCACCUUCCCGCUGCCCCCGGGCUCGGUCGACCUUGCAUCGGCGCACCGCUGUCUGAAACUCGACGACAGCCAAGAUCACCAUCCUGUCGUCGUCGAGCUGACCGUUUCCCCCGCCCCGUCUCUGGACUAUCUCUCCCUAGCCGACUUGCGCAAACACGAGCUCAUCUACCGCUUUGAGCGCGAGUGGAACGUCGACGUGGCAUUGAGAAGCGACAAUCUCUGGCGGCGGUACCCUCGUCUGGUGGUCUUCGACAUGGAUAGCACCCUUAUCACGCAGGAGGUUAUUGACCUAUUGGCUUCCACCAUCAAAAACCCGCCUGAUCUUGCUGCCCGCGUGGCUGACAUUACACACCGCGCAAUGCUUGGCGAGCUGGAGUUCGACUCAGCGUUCCGCGAGCGGGUCAAGCUGCUCACGGGCCUGCCGGGGGACAUCUUCCAUGAGCUCCGGCCUGUGUUGGAGGUCACCAAGGGUGUCAGACCUCUGCUCAGGGCGCUGAAGAGGUUGGGCGUCAAGACCGCUGUGCUGUCCGGUGGCUUCUUGCCGCUUACGGGCUGGCUGGCGGGCGAGUUGGGGAUUGACUACGCCCACGCCAACGAAGUGGUCAUUGACGAGGCCACCGGAAGGCUAACUGGCGAAGUGAAAGGCCGCAUUGUGGGCAAGGAACGCAAACGGGAGCUCCUCCUCGAGAUCGCCGAGAAGGAGGGCAUCCCUCUGGAGCAGGUGGUUGCCGUAGGUGACGGAGCCAACGAUCUGCUCAUGAUGGAAGCCGCCGGCUUGGGUGUCGCAUGGAACGCGAAGCCCAGAGUGCAGAUGGAGGCUAGUGCCCGGCUCAACGGCGACAGCCUAUUGGAUUUGCUUCACCUCUUUGGCUUCACGGAUGAGGAGGUUCAGGAGCUGAUUGCUUGA
Chaetomium strumarium is the source of this 1479-nucleotide messenger RNA. RefSeq names its product HAD-like domain-containing protein. Gene Ontology annotation, molecular function: L-phosphoserine phosphatase activity; magnesium ion binding. The record is from RefSeq and is a predicted model, not a curated record. NCBI's taxonomy places the organism in Eukaryota, Fungi, Ascomycota, Sordariomycetes, Sordariales, Chaetomiaceae. The transcript has a single exon. Bases 1 to 1479 code for a protein of 492 amino acids. Gene Ontology annotation, cellular component: cytoplasm. Gene Ontology annotation, biological process: dephosphorylation; L-serine biosynthetic process.